Molecule: messenger RNA, 627 nt
Organism: Colletotrichum lupini
Lineage: Eukaryota; Fungi; Ascomycota; Sordariomycetes; Glomerellales; Glomerellaceae
Exons: 1
Coding region: 1-627 (208 amino acids)
Source: RefSeq, a predicted model, not a curated record
AUGGGUGUGGUGACGGAGCGUGGGACCAUGGGCGUGAACGUGGAUAUCGACGUCAAACAUGGUUCAAGGUCAAUCUUCUCCACCACCAUUACAGACCACAGACACACAGCUGCAAAUACUCUGUUUUCUACAGAUGUACGGAUACGCCGUGGCGUACAAGUGUAUGGAUAUGGAUACCACAGAGCAGAGCCGUCAAUCUUGCGUGAUAACGCAGAGGCGCACCAAACACGCCAAUCCUCUAGCACCGGGGCCGAGAAACACCACUACGGUCACUACGCUCCAAGCAAGGAACCGGCGACGAGUCGACUACGGGCCCGUGGAGCCUCCCGGUCUGCUCGUUGCCGUUUCUGUUGCUGUGUUUUCCUGGGAUCUGCUUUCCUCCGCUCGAUUCUCAGCUGUAGCUUCUCCAGUUCUUUCUCCCUUCUCCGUCUUGUGUUUUUCGCCAUUCAUUACGUCCCGUCUCUCCGCUCCUUCCGCCUGCUUUCCAAGCUUCUCGACUCCAUUGAUCAUCCCCUCCUCGCCCUCCUCCUCUUCCUUGACCUCCUCCCACCCUCCAAACCAACUUCAACUAGCUUUCCAACUUCCUCACAUAAUGGCGCCUACUUUCCACGAGUGCUACCGCCGUGA